This is a messenger RNA of Culex pipiens pallens (northern house mosquito), 806 nucleotides long. RefSeq lists its product as uncharacterized. Lineage: Eukaryota; Metazoa; Arthropoda; Insecta; Diptera; Culicidae. The transcript has a single exon. The record is from RefSeq and is a predicted model, not a curated record. The coding region runs from base 23 to 487 and encodes 154 amino acids.
AUUUGAGAAAAAUCGCAAAACUAUGCAAGUCUUUCUUAUAAUUUGUCUAGUUUUCAUUCCUAUUGUUCAAGCCCAAAUCAAAACCGGUUGCGUCAAAAUCAAACACAUCAGAGACGGAAUCUAUCUCACCUCUCCGGUGGAAAAUGACGCAAAAACACGGCGCGUUUCGAUUAGGCAAGGUGACGGGAAGCAGUGGGAUAUUGCUGCCAUUGGAGCAGGACUCUUCACCAUCAGAAGCAAAGAAUUCAACCAGUUUUUGUACGCCUCGGAUGUCACGUACAGCAGCAACUACCACGUGUACCUGUGGGUUCCCAAGGCUGGACUGACGGCGGAAAAGUGGAAAAUUGAGAGCGGUGGCAGCGGUUUGAUAAUCCGAAAUGAAAAGCGUCCAAGCUGCCUGUUUGUGGGGUCUUCCAGCUGGGUUUACGCAAAAAUGGGUACGACGUGUAAGGGAAAGCAAUUUGAGUGGAGCUUUGAGAGUUGUUAAAGUCGGUAAGGGGUGAAGAUUGUCAAAAACAAUCUUGAUAAUUUAAAAAAAAAACAUGUGUUCCAUAUUCAGUAUAAAACAUGAACAGAAAAGGCAAAUGACACAUUCUCCGGCAAUGUACACCUUAGGAUGAAAUUUUGAAAAGCGUGUAUGAGCUAUUUGGAUAUUUUUCCUCGAUUCUAGACUACUUGAAGCUUCAAAAAUCAUGGUUUUCAUUAAUUGAUCAUUUGAAUAUCAUUUUGUACAAGUUGGUUAGGUUAUGCAUCAAUUCGUGAUAAAAUCAUCGUUUCAAAAAAAAUUUCUAAAAACUCCUGGUUUU